AAGUAUAACCAAAAGUGCUGGAAGCAAGUCUUAUGUGAGGCAGGACCGCUUCAGCAUCGGCAAGCUUCGCUUGCUUCUCGCCUUCUUCUUUCUGCUCUCGGAAAGUUCCACCCUGCACAACUUUUUCCCGAGGAGAGAUUUGGGAGAAGAACCCAGAGAAAGAUUGGAGCAAAAGAAAGAAGAAAAAGAUAUUCCUUUGCAGUCCUGGAUCAGGCAGGGAGGAGACGAUGAUGAGGGAGAGGCAGCAGCUGCUCAUGCUGCUGUUCGUCUUGAGCGUCGGCGGAUCAAGAAUCGCCUCCGCCGACACCAACCCGCAAGAUGUAGAGGAAGUUCGUGGGGAUUUGCCUGAUCUUAAACAGCAGUUUGAGCGGCUGCUCUCAAAUCCUUGAUGAAGAAAUGGACAAAUUUGCCUGCUAGCUGGGGGAAGUCCAAUGAUCCUUGCGGUGCGAAAUGGGAUGGAAUUGUAUGCAACAGCAACUCAAGGGUCACGUCACUAAAUCUAUUCGGGAUAAACAUGAAAGGCACUCUAAGCGAUGAUAUAGGAAGCCUGACUGAACUAAGGGUCUUGGAUCUGUCUUCCAACAUUGAACUCGGUGGCCCACUGCCAGCUGCUAUUGGGAAGUUGGUUAAGCUUGAAUAUUUAGUAUUGAUAAGUUGCAGUUUCAGCGGUCCUGUUCCAAGUGAACUAGGCAACCUGUCACAGCUCAUAUUCUUAGCUCUGAACUCAAACAAAUUCACGGGCAGCAUCCCGCCCUCGUUAGGCAAGCUCUCCAGGGUCACUUGGUUAGACCUCGCUGAUAACCAGUUGACCGGACCGCUCCCAAACUCUAGGGACAACGGAACUGGAUUGGACCAGCUUAUUAAGGCAGAACACUUUCAUCUCAAUCAAAAUACGCUGCAAGGCUCUAUCCCGGAAUCUCUCUUCAACUCCAGCAUGGCCCUCAAGCAUAUACUUUUUGACAGGAAUAAUUUUAGUGGACCGAUUCCAGCAUCUGUUGGGGUACUUCCAAAACUUGAAAUACUCCGUCUAAACAACAACAGUUUCACAGGUCAAGUUCCUGCUCUCAACAACCUGACUAAGCUCCAUGUUCUAAUGCUUUCAAAUAACAAGCUAAGUGGAAUGAUUCCUAAUUUGACCGGAAUGACCUCGCUAGAAAAUGUGGAUAUCAGCAACAACAACUUUGUUUCUUCUGAAGUUCCAAGCUGGUUGUCAGAUUUGAUAAACAUAAUUACCCUUACAAUGCAGUCAGUUGGGCUUUCUGGGCAACUUCCGCAGAAACUUUUCAGCUUUCCUAAAUUGCAAAAUGUCGUACUGAGUGAUAAUCAACUGAAUGGCACUCUUGACAUGGGCAACAACAUUAGCAAGGAACUAGAUCUAGUCGAUAUUCAAAACAACAAAAUUUCCUCAGUCACGGUGUACAACAGCAUAAAAUUCCAAAGCCUCAAGCUUGAAGGAAACCCACUCUGUAAUAAUUCUCUUCUGUCAGACACAACACCAUGCACGGGCAAGCAAACUGAAGCUCCACCUCCACCUCUUUUCGUUGAUGUCCAGUGUGCAAAUCCUUUUAUCGAAACUAUCGUCUUCAGAGCUCCUUCUUUUGCCAAUGUCCUCGAGUACCUUCAUCAACUGGAGAGUAACCUCUCGAGACAACUGAGCAGCUGUACCCCAAACCGGCUAGCUUUAGUACCGUACUCCAACGAAGAUGCGUACCUAAAUGUGGAUAUCAAGGCAUGCCCAGUAAACCAGAAGAAGUUCAACUACUCCCAGAUAUUGAACUGCUUCAACCUGACCCUUCAGAGUUACAAGCCACCCGAGAAGUUCGGACCUUACUAUGUGAUGGCGCAUCCUUACCCAUUCCAUGACAAAGUUUCUCGAGCCUUGUUGAUUGGUAUCGUGACUGGAUCUGUUCUCCUGGUUGUGGGGCUCACGCUGGUUGGAUUUUACGCCAUGCGACAGAAGAAGCGGGCUCAGAGGCUUGUCUCCAUCAACAAUCCUUUUGCAUCAUGGGGAUCAAUGGGAGAAGAUAUUGGUGAAGCGCCAAAAUUGAAGAGUGCUAGAUUCUUCACAUUGGAAGAACUCAAGUUGUACACCAAUGACUUCCGAGAAAUCAACGCAAUUGGAGCAGGGGGCUAUGGAAGGGUGUACCGAGGAAAACUUCCGGAUGGGCAGUUAAUAGCAAUCAAGAGAUCCAAGGAAGGGUCCAUGCAGGGUGGCCUUGAGUUCAAGACAGAAAUAGAACUCCUUUCCAGGGUUCAUCACAAGAACUUGGUUGGACUGGUUGGUUUCUGCUUCGAGAAGGGAGAAAGAAUGCUUGUUUACGAGUUCAUACCUAAUGGAACACUAAGCGAGGCCCUAUACGGUAUGAAAGGAAUACAAUUGGACUGGAGCAGGAGGCUCAAGAUAGCUCUGGAUUCAGCUAAAGGGCUAGCUUACCUCCAUGAUCAUGCCAAUCCUCCAAUAAUUCACAGAGAUGUGAAGUCCACCAACAUUCUCCUGGAUGAGAAGAUGACCGCAAAGGUCGCGGACUUCGGCCUGUCAUUGCUGGUAUCAGACAGUGAGGAGGGACAGCUCUGCACAAAUGUCAAGGGAACACUAGGUUACCUAGACCCAGAGUACUACAUGACGCAGCAGCUCACUGCGAAGAGCGAUGUCUACAGCUUCGGUGUGGUACUGCUAGAGCUAAUAAUGGCCAAGCCACCGAUACACGAGAACAAGUACAUUGUCCGCGAGGUGAAGAUGGUGCUAGACAUGGAGGAUGGCAUGUACUGUGGGCUCAAGGAUGUGAUGGACCCAGUUCUUCAGAAAAUGGGGGGCUUCCUUGGCUUCCCAAGGUUCCUAAAACUGGCACUGCAAUGCGUACAAGACACAGCAGCUGAUCGGCCGUCGAUGAACACCAUUGUGAGGGAGAUUGAGGUGAUAAUGCAGGACAACGGGUUCACAUCGGCCUCGAUGUCGACAAGCUCUUCAUUCAGCAUUGAGUCAAAAACGAUGAAGGUUGCCCCAAAAUACCCUUACUCAAACGCAUCCACAUCGUCUACGACAUUUGAUAUGGACAGCAGGGCCUUUGAGUACAGUGGGAUGUUCCCUUCUUCUAACGGCAGUUUGAAGAACAGGGGCACAUAGGAAUGCAGAGAGCACAUGUCCAAGAUGUACAGGAUGGAAAGCUUGGUAAGCAAGGAGUACUAGUUUACACAAGAUGUGAAGAGAUUAGAGCGUAAGAUAUUCGUAGGAUCCAGCUGGAUUGUACUGUAAGAGUGUACAGAAUUCAUAAACUUGACAAUUAUUUUUGCCUUGAGAGGGAAAAGCACCUACUCUUUAUCUUUCUGAGAGCUGUAUAGAAUGCAACUUCAUUGUAAAAAUAGAAUGUCUAUACGUCA
Phragmites australis (common reed) is the source of this 3378-nucleotide messenger RNA. Its product is annotated as leucine-rich repeat receptor protein kinase HPCA1-like. Gene Ontology annotation, molecular function: protein binding; protein kinase activity; ATP binding. Lineage: Eukaryota; Viridiplantae; Streptophyta; Magnoliopsida; Poales; Poaceae. Gene Ontology annotation, biological process: protein phosphorylation. Bases 389 to 3124 code for a protein of 911 amino acids. The transcript has 20 exons. The record is from RefSeq and is a predicted model, not a curated record.